This is a messenger RNA of Drosophila miranda, 2153 nucleotides long. RefSeq lists its product as uncharacterized. The transcript has 3 exons. The record is from RefSeq and is a predicted model, not a curated record. NCBI's taxonomy places the organism in Eukaryota, Metazoa, Arthropoda, Insecta, Diptera, Drosophilidae. The coding region runs from base 203 to 901 and encodes 232 amino acids.
UUCUAGCCACAGUUUACCGGUUGCCUUCUGACCGACAGAUCGAACAAGCCAAUCGAGCGCAGUGCAUUCAUUCAAGUGAACAACAAAUCAGCAAAGGCACUCACAGGAAGUGCACAGUACGAGUACGAGUAGACAGGAUAACGCCGCCAGUGUGUCAAGUGUUUUUGUGAAUUGAGUUGAUCAAUUAAUCAACCAAGCAAUCAUGUUCAAGUUUGUGUGCUUAUUCGCGCUGAUCGCCUCAACGGCGGCAGCCGCCUCCGAGGCAGACAGUCUGCUGACCAGUGCCCUGAAAAUGGUCAAGGACUGCGGUGAUCGAUCGAUGGUAUUGUGUAUGAAGGAACGCGCCCUGCACUAUUUCGACACGGAGAACGGCGACGUGAGGUUGACCGAGGGCAUUGCUCUGGUGAAGACAGACGACAUACCCGUGGGACGAUCACUCAACGAAAUCCAGCUGCCCGAGGAAGUGGAGUCCCGGGAGGCUGAGGUCGACUCUCUGCUGGUGGAGCGUGUGGCCCGCUUCUUUGGCACCCAUACACUGCAGUUCAAGGUGCCCAAGGACUCGAUCCAGGACAUGCAGCGCGCUCUCGAGGAGUCGCGUGGCAAGAAGAAGGAGAAGAAGAAGUACCUGAUGCCCCUGCUGAUGUUGUUCAAGCUGAAGAUGGCCGCCCUUCUGCCCUUGGCCAUUGGCUUCCUGGCACUGAUCUCAUUCAAGGCUCUGGUCAUUGGCAAGAUCGCCCUCUUGCUGUCGGGCAUCAUCGGCCUGAAGAAGCUGCUGGAGUCCAAGAAGGAGAACUACGAGGUGGUGGCGCAUCCGCACUACGAGCACGAGCACAGCUACGGACGGGCCCUGCCCGGCGGCGGCGAUGCACAGAACCUGGCCUACGCGUCGUAUAAGCAAUAAGCAAAUAGCCAAAAACCAAUUCUGGAGCAACAUAAAAAGCAAUAUUCAGUGCAAUAGAAGGCGAAUAUGGGAAAGGAGAGAGACCGCUUGGAGAAAGCUGAAUGGAGAGUAGAGCUUCGAAGGCUCGAUGUUUAAUUUAUUCUAUUUAUUUAAUUUAUUUGUAUAGCAUAGUUCAUGCCAAGCUUACACAUAAGGCGCCAUCAUCUGCAACUGUUACAUGAGAGAGGAAAUUGUCCAAAAUAAGUCCAAAUACCCAUAGGGAAUAAGUUCAAAUUUGGGGGCUAAGGAGGCUGAGGAGGUUGAGGAUAGUUUCACGAGGAGUCGGUUCGGGGCUCUGUUUCUUGAGGGCCUUUGCGCGGCCUUUACCUUAAACUAUAAUCUUAAACAACUCACAUCACAAAUGACUGUACUUUUGUAUUAAUACUCAGAGCUUUACUAUUGACUAUUUUAACGCUUUACGCCUUAUGCUUAACUUAACUCAACUCCUAACUAAAACUAAACUAAUCUAAACAUAACUAUUUAAUCUCUAAACUACUGCCAGGCGCAGGCCACUCAGGAAGAGUCUAGCCAGCCAGUCCUCGCCCUUCGCCUCACUUCCACCUCUUUAUCACCCCCUAAAAAGUACAGACAACAACCACAAGAACCACUCUAAUGAGAAAUCAAAAAUCAAUAAAAGAAAUCCUGCAUUUAUCUCGAAACGCUAUUUUAUAUUUGAAAUGUUGCACAUACGCAACUGGUGUCCAGCAUUUUUCAAGCGCAAUGCUUUCACUCUUUCACCAAGUAUGGCAAUCGAGGCCAGUGAUAUCAAUUGCAUGUGUGCGACAUACAAAACCAUGGCCGCGGCCGGUGCAGAGCAAAAUAAACGGCAAAUUUCACUUGAGCCACCGAGGCGUAGCCAGGCCACAUUCAGAAACAGAAACACAGAUGCAAAGCCAAUGCCAAAGCCAGUGCCAGAGCCAGAGAAGACGUUCAGCCAGUUAGUGCCAUCCCACAUGGCCGGCCGGCCGGCUGGGAGUGUCUUCCUGCUGCUCUGCCCCCGCACCCCCCCGUCUCGGGUAUGGUAUCCAAUGUCGCUCCAGAAAGCACACUCGAAAAAUCUAAUGAAAGUUGCGACCUCCUUUUUGCAUUUGCAACGUGCAACACGUACGCCCAUUUACCGCCGAUGCCCGAUCCCCGAUCCCCGACGCUCUGUGCGAUGGGGUGUGUGCACAAUGUCAAUGAGAUGGACAUGGGCGAUGGACAUGGGCGGAAA